AUGUGGACUAUUAAUGACUUCCCUGCAUAUGGUAACUUGUCAGGGUGGUGUACAAAAGGAUAUUUGGCUUGUCCCAAUUGUAAUGAGAAUGCAUCAUCACAACGGUUAAGAAGUAAGAUAGGAUACACUGGUGCUCACCGAUACUUACUUGAAGACCAUCCUUGGCGAAGAAGUAAGCUCUUUAAUGGUAAGGCAGAUGAUCGAGCAAGACCUUCGGAGUUGUCAGGGGAACAAAUUUUAAAUCAAUUGGAUUCAGGAACAUUUAAACCAUUUGGGAAGCAUCCAAGCAACCAAAAAAGAAAAAAGGAUGAAAAUACCGUCCUGAAUUGGACAAAGAAAAGCAUAUUUUUCGAAUUGCCUUACUGGAAGACACUCAAGUUACGACAUAACCUCGAUGUCAUGCACAUAGAGAAGAACAUAUGUGAUAAUUUAAUUGGGACUUUGUUGAGCAUUGAUGGGAAGAACAAGGAUACAGAAAAAGCACGCAUGGAUUUAGAGGAUAUGAAAAUUAGGAAGGAUUUGCACUUAAAGAGGCGCGCGGAUGGGUCCUUUGAAAAGCCCAUUGCAUUGUUCACAUUGUCCCUAAAGGAAAGACAAGAUUUUUGCGAGUUCUUAAAAUCGAUUAGGUAUCCUGAUGGGUAUGCAGCAAACAUCUCUAUGUGUGUGAGCACAAAGGGCGGCAAGUUAUCCGGUUUGAAAAGCCAUGAUUGCCAUGUCCUUAUACAACGACUUCUUCCUAUUGGAAUGCGUGGGUAUCUUAACAAGGACAUUUCUAUUGCAUUGUUUGAGUUGGGAAAUUACUUUCAACAGUUAUGUUCAAAAACAGUGAGGGUGAAUGAUUUGGAAAAAUUACAAGAGAGCAUAGUACUCAUACUUUGCAAGCUAGAAAAAAUUUUUCCACCUGCAUUCUUUGAUGUGAUGGUUCACUUAGCUAUUCACUUGCCUCGCGAAGCCAUUCUUGGAGGGCCAGUGCAAUAUCGAUGGAUGUACCCUAUCGAAAGAUUACUCGGGAUUUUGAAAGGGUAUGUAGCAAAUCGAGCUCACCCAGAAGGUUCAAUUGCAGAAGCUUACAUUGUCAAAGAAUGCCUAACUUUUUGCUCUAUGUAUCUUGGUGGGAUUGAAACCGUAUUUAACAGAGAGGAAAGAAAUGAAGAUGGUGGUGAUGUUGGCUCAGGGCAUUCAGUUUUUUCACAAAAAGUCCGUACUUUUGGGCUCACUCAAAGGGCAGUUGACGUGUCUGAGAAUGAAAGAAAAGUGGCUCAUUGGUUUAUCUUGUAUAAUAGUCCUGAAAUUGAUGAAUAUCUAGAGUAUGUUCUCAUUUAGUUAAGUCUAUGCAAAAUGCUUUUCAUUAUGAUCACACUCAAGUACUAAUUAUUCACAUUUGAUUUUUCAAGUAGAGAACACAAGAAUCAGUUACAAAAUGCAAAUGUACAUGACAUUACAAGACAACAACAAGAAGAAUUUCCUAGGUGGUUCAAAGAGCGGGUAAUAUAUAAGAUACAUAGAUAAUAUGUAACCUCUCAUCAUAAACAUAAUUCACUGUUCGUAGAUUGAUAUUAACAUCAUGCAUCCUUGUCACAUGUUCAUGUAGAUAAAUCAAUUACGAGCUGAAGGAUCAUCGGAAGCAACUGAUGAGUUGUGGUCAUUAGCUAAUGGUCCUAGUCCAAUAGUGAAUAUUUAUUCAGGUUGUAUUUGUAAUGGCAUUCGAUUCCACACGAAAGAGCGAGACAACCGUCGUAAAAGUCAAAAUAGUGGGUUGGUUGUUCAAGGGGAUCAUCAUGGUAUGUCAAUUGAUUUCUAUGGUCAGUUGACUAAAGUUUGGGAAAUGACAUACAUGUUCGGGCAUCGAGUUGUGUUGUUUCAAUGCGAAUGGUUUAACACUGGUAGCAACAGAACAUUUCGCACUGAAACACAUUUGACAACCAUUGAUGUAAGAAGCCGUUGGUAUCAAAAUGACCCAUUUGUCUUGCCAAGCCAGGUGCAACAAGUUUUUUAUGUCAAUGAUACCAAAUUAGGUGAACAUUGGAAAGUCGUAGAGCGAUUUCAACGUCGAGGAAUAUGGAAUGUGCCGGAGCUUGAGGAUGUAGAUCCCGAUGCUAAUGAAUUGCCUAUUCCGAAUGAUGUGUUCCAGCAGGACGAGACCACUGAAAUUGUCCAAAUCAGCAUUGCAGAUUCCAUUAGCAACACUUUACGUAGGACUGAUAUUGCACCUGAUAUUAUUCCAAGUCAAGUGGUUCUGCAAUCUAGUACAAGUGUACAUGUAGAGGGUCCAAACAGAGAUGAUUUUAUCUGUGAUGAUAAUGAUCAACAUUCAAAUGAUCCUAGUGAUGAUGAAGAUGAAUUUCAUAGUCAUAGUAACUCGGAUACAGAUGAUGAUAUAGAGCCUUGAUUGUAAUAUCCUUUAUUUUUUGCAUU
Messenger RNA from Camellia sinensis, 2415 nucleotides. Lineage: Eukaryota; Viridiplantae; Streptophyta; Magnoliopsida; Ericales; Theaceae. The record is from RefSeq and is a predicted model, not a curated record.